GGUGACUCCUCGACGAACAGGACGGUACUCCGUCUAAAUCUCAACAAAUAACCAACCUAUAAGACUGGUGUUCGCUUCGGAAGCGACCAUGUCUUCUUUAGGACGGGCGUUGGGAGUUCUUCGGACCGGAAGUCAGCUCCUCAGACGCAGUACGCAAAAGAUAACGACCAGAAAGGCUGGCGAUGGUCCGCACAUCGAGCCCCAGUACCGGGCAUAUCCUCAGAUCACGAAGAACCAGAAGCUCCAGUCGGAGAUCCUGAGCAGUGCCAUGUGGUUCUGGAUCCUGUGGCACUGCUGGCACGACCCUGAUGCAGUCCUGGGUCACUUCCCCUGGCCUGACACCUCUGCAUGGACAGAUGAGGAGCUUGGAAUCCCAGCGGACGGCGAAUAAGGAAAUUUCUUCAGUUUCCUUUGUAAAUGAGCACAGAUCACGAGGGAUUCAAGCUGCUGGAUAAGUCUGUGGAAGUCUCCAGGAUCUUCUGAAAGUCAUUUCUGUACAUAGACUAAUAAAAGUAUCUUUAAAUAUUU
Messenger RNA from Pseudoliparis swirei, 528 nucleotides. It is a transcript of the gene ndufb2, whose product is annotated as NADH:ubiquinone oxidoreductase subunit B2. NCBI's taxonomy places the organism in Eukaryota, Metazoa, Chordata, Actinopteri, Perciformes, Liparidae. The transcript is spliced from 4 exons. Bases 89 to 391 code for a protein of 100 amino acids. The record is from RefSeq and is a predicted model, not a curated record. Gene Ontology annotation, cellular component: mitochondrial inner membrane.